GUCCAAAGCAGCUUCCCCAUUUCUAUCACGUGACCCCAAUCCGACGCCUCCAGCAGCAACAUUAACAACAGCAACAUCCAACUCACCUCCCCACCACCACCAACACGGCACCGAAAGCAAGACCACGCCCUGCCCGCCCAAAAUGCCCGUCUACCUGAUCUCCAAACUCGCAGACCCCCUCUUCGCCCUAUCCAUCGGCACCUUGGCCGCCCUCCUUCGGAUCCAAAGAGACCAGCGCGAGAAGUUCCCCGACCGAGCAAACGAAAUCAGUAUCGGGAGUGUGGUGACCAUGGGCACGAGUCGGGUGCGGAGAUGGUGGGCGGGGGAUUUCGAGGGGUUGUGA
Molecule: messenger RNA, 343 nt
Organism: Aspergillus sclerotioniger CBS 115572
Lineage: Eukaryota; Fungi; Ascomycota; Eurotiomycetes; Eurotiales; Aspergillaceae
Exons: 2
Coding region: 143-343 (66 amino acids)
Biological process (GO): protein secretion
Source: RefSeq, a predicted model, not a curated record